AUGUUGGCCCAAAUUCUUAAAGAUAUGUAUAUUGAGCCAGAACUCUUACAGGAGCUUUCUGAUGAUCAAAAGCAGGUUCUUUUUGUGUCUAUGCGUAGAGAACAAGUUCGAAGGUAUAAUGAGUGGAUCCAAACUUCCCCGGGUCUAGAUAAAAAUACUCACAAGAAAGCAAAGAAUCAUAAUGCUCAACACGUUUCCUUUGCCUUAAAUUCAGAAGGAGAGAUAAUCGCGGAUGUUAUUUCUAACUACUUUGAAUCCCCUCAGUCAUCUCCAGAGGCAGUUAGGAAAGUAUCCCUUCCUGAGAUUAGAUCGGUGUCACCGCCAAGUCAACCAGUGUUGCGAAGGUCAAUUCAGGGUGAAAAUGCAGUUUCCACCAAACCGAUUUCUCAAAGUCCAUCAAAUAAUAGCCAUCAUUCUCGUCUCUCCUUCGAAAUGAGAUCCCGGAUUUCGCAAUUUGAGGAACUCGAUAAACAAGCUGCCCCUCUUAAUUGGAAGGAAGUUAAACUUAGAGCUCAACAGCAAGAAGAGAAACGUCGUAAGGUUGUAGUUGCAGCACGUAGAAGUCUUCAUCUUGAUGUCCACGUUGGUGGAGGCGAAUCUGCGCCUUCAGCAAGGCACAAAAAUCUCCCCAAGUCGUCUUGUUCGAUGCAAGACCCUGCAAACUUAAAUCCUGCCUCUCGUAAACCCUCCAUGACAGAUAUUGUCCAAGCAACCAUGGAUGCAUCUUCAUCAAAGUCAAACCACGCGUUCAAAUUCCAACGAAAGGGUGUCAAGUCAGCGUCCACGCUUCUAGAAGCUUCGCUAUUUGCCAGGAUUCCGACGAAAGAGGAUUCAGGUAGUGGUUUGGUGCAGGAAUUCCCUCAAUUGGAUUAUCGAUAUGGAACUCUAAAUCGACUUCAAUCCACUUUUGGGGCUGAUGCAAUUAUUGAUUGGUUUCGGGAAUUUGAAGCUCCUUAUCUGUUGGAACAUGCAUUCCAGGAGACUGGUGGAGCGCUGAAGAUCCCUCAAUGGUUUCACGGACCUCUAAAGCGAAGACAAGCGGAAAUGCUUCUAGCAGGUCGUGAAGGUAACAGUUUUCUCCUUCGAAUUAGCGACAGUUUCCUCGGCUACGUUAUCUCCCACCUCUCCACGAAGGGUAAUUUCUCCCACGUUUUCCUUCACAUUGUUAAACCCAUCAACAACGCCUCGGAUGAUGACUGCAACAAUGACCAAUCUCAAGAUGAACCGAGGUUUUAUCAUCUCCAAGGCCAGCAUAAUCUUUUUCCUUCAUUGGUGCUUUUGAUUGAUUACUAUAAGUACCACUCAAUCUUAGAUGAGGAGAAUCUAUUUUUGAGUCAUCCUGUUGGGCAAAAUUUGGUCAUCGGUGACUCCGGCAAACGCAGUUCCCCAGAUUACGCGGCGUUUCUCUUUCACCAAAGCGACAAGAACGCCUCCACGACAUUUUGA
Rodentolepis nana is the source of this 1446-nucleotide messenger RNA. The record is from the annotation of a GenBank genome assembly. NCBI's taxonomy places the organism in Eukaryota, Metazoa, Platyhelminthes, Cestoda, Cyclophyllidea, Hymenolepididae.